Molecule: messenger RNA, 1716 nt
Organism: Elephantulus edwardii (Cape elephant shrew)
Lineage: Eukaryota; Metazoa; Chordata; Mammalia; Macroscelidea; Macroscelididae
Gene: EEPD1
Product: endonuclease/exonuclease/phosphatase family domain containing 1
Exons: 7
Coding region: 7-1716 (569 amino acids)
Biological process (GO): DNA repair
Cellular component (GO): plasma membrane
Molecular function (GO): DNA binding; catalytic activity
Source: RefSeq, a predicted model, not a curated record
CCCACCAUGGGGAGCACCCUGGGCUGCCACCGCUCCAUCCCCAGGGACCCCUCGGACCUGCCCCAUAGCCGCAAGUUCAGCGCAGCCUGCAACUUCAGCAACAUCCUGGUGAACCAGGAGCGACUCAACAUCAACACUGCCACUGAGGAGGAGCUGAUGACCUUGCCUGGGGUGACACGGAUGGUGGCACGAAGCAUUGUGGAAUACCGAGAAUACAUUGGCGGCUUCAAGAAGGUGGAGGACCUGGCCCUGGUCAGUGGCGUGGGCGCCACCAAGCUGGAACAGGUCAAAUUUGAGAUCUGCGUGAGCAGCAAGGGCAGCUCCGCGCAGCACUCUCCCAGCUCCCUGCGCAGGGACCUGCUGACAGAGCAGCAGCCUCAUCACCUGGCCACCUCCGUGCCCCUCACCCCACGGGUCAACAUCAACACAGCCACUCUGGCUCAGCUCAUGAGCGUGCGGGGCCUCACCGAGAAGAUGGCCCUUAGCAUCGUGGACUACCGCCGGGACCACGGGCCUUUCCGCAGCGUGGAGGACCUAGUGCGCAUGGACGGUAUUAACGCUGCCUUCCUGGACAAGAUUCGGCACCAGGUGUUUGCAGAGAGGUCCAGGCCCCCAUCCACGCACACCAAUGGUGGUCUGACGUUCACGGCCAAGCCCCAUCCCAGCCCCACCUCCCUGAGCCUGCAGAGCGAGGACCUGGACCUGCCGCCAGGAGGGCCCACGCAGAUCAUCUCCACGCGGCCUUCGGUUGAGGCCUUUGGAGGCAUGCGGGAUGGCCGGCCUGUACUGAGGUUGGCCACCUGGAACUUGCAGGGCUGUUCUGUAGAGAAGGCCAACAACCCUGGGGUGCGAGAGGUUGUGUGCAUGACACUCCUGGAAAACAGCAUUAAGCUUCUGGCUGUGCAGGAACUGAUCGACAGAGAGGCCUUGGAAAAGUUCUGUAUGGAGCUCAACCAGCCAGUCCUGCCCAACAUCCGCAAGUGGAAGGGGCCCCGGGGAUGCUGGAAGGCUGUUGUUGCUGAGAAACCCUCAAGUCAGCUCCAAAAGGGUGUGGGGUACUUGGGCUUCCUAUGGGACUCCGCCAUUGGAAUGGAGCUGAAAGACACCCCCUCGCAGGAAAGCACGCCGGGCAACGGGCACGGGAAGCCCGUGAGCCCCAGCCCUUUCCUCGCGCACUUCAAGGUGGGAAGUAAUGACUUGACCCUUGUUAACCUUCACCUGGGUGCCCUGACCCUCCCAGGGGCUGAGAAUCCUGCCAAGAAUCAUGGUGAGGGCCCCCGCCUGGCCAGCUUCGUGCCUGUGCUGCAGGAGAGCUUGAAAGGAGAAAAAGAUGUGAUUAUUUUAGGGGAUUUUGGUCAAGGGCCAGAUAGCAGUGACUAUGAUAUCUUGAGGAAAGAAAAAUUCCACCCCCUGGUCCCCACGCACACCUUCACCAACAUCAGCACCAAGAAUCCCCAAGGCUCCAAGUCUCUGGACAACAUCUGGAUCAGUAAAAGCUUAAAGAAGAUUUUCACAGGUCACUGGGCUGUAGUGAGAGAAGGCCUCACGAAUCCUUGGAUUCCAGACAACUGGUCCUGGGGUGGAGUGGCUUCAGAGCACUGUCCGGUGCUCGCUGAGUUUUACUUGGAAAAGGACUGGAACAAGAAGGAAGGCCCUCGGAAUGGCAGCGGGGUCACCUUGGAGCGAAGCGAAGCCAACAUUAAGCACGAGCGAUGA